AUGGUUGUCCUCAACGCUUCCAUGCCUUUGGCCCCCAUCGAGCCGCUCACACAGCGCAAGCAAUUUCCGACCAUUGAUCAACAGAUCAGCGGCAAAUCGUUAGCGGGCCAGGUCCGGCAAUCAACAAGUAGGCUGGCGGGCCAUGUUGUCCGCACACCCACGAUUCGCCUGCCGUGGCUUGACCAAGCCGGUGUUGAAGUGUGGGCCAAGCUGGAGUGCCACCAACACACUGGCUCAUUCAAGUAUCGCGGGGCUCUCAAUGCUAUGAUGCAAAGUCCGGCAGAGACCAUCGUCACGGCAUCGGCAGGGAACCAUGCGUUGGCGAUAUGUGCAGCUGCACAGCUGCUGGGUAAGAAGUCGACGAUAGUUGCUCCUGUAGGCGUGUCUGAGGUCAAGGCGAAACGUCUUGUAUCGAAUGCCACGCACGUUAGCUUCUUCGGUAACGACCUGGGCGAAGCUACCAGUGUGGCCAUGGAACAAGGACGGACGCACACCAGUACACACUAUAUUUCGCCUUACGCAGAUCCCAAGGUAGCGGCGGGAGCGGGAACGUCCGUUGUUGAGGCUUUCGAGGAUGCAGGGCCUUUCGACCAGAUAGUCGUGCCUUUGGGUGGUGGAGGUCUCGCGGCGGCCAUAGCGGCAUGGUGUUCAGAGUAUGCGACACAGACGCAGGUUACAUGUGUACAUCCCCGUGUUUUUGGACGCUCCUUUGACAAAACCGCACGCCUCUCGACCCAACUGCGGCGGCCGGUCGAGGCCAGCUACUGCGAUGGCCUGGCUGUCCAGCUGGUACAGGAGACGCCCUUGGCCUCCGUGUUGGACUCGCUCAUCAGCGACGUGGUCCAGGUGAGCGAAGAGGACGUGGCCAUCGCCAUUGCGCAGGCCAUCCGCUCUCAAUCUCUUCUUCUUGAAGGCUCCGCGGCUGCUGCUAUCGCCGCCAUACCACAGCUUCACUUGCCGUCGACCAGCGGUGGUCGCAAGUCACGUGUGCUGCUGAUGUUGACGGGCAGCAACAUUGCCGCUAAUGCAGUGGCACGUGCUUUGGUCACACACGUCUCCGAUCACGACCAACGUCGGUCCAUGGGCCUACGCAACAUUGUCAACCCGACCGAGCGUUAUGGUGCUCUCGACCAAUUGACAGUUACCACGAAUGCUACCGGUACAGGUAGUGAGCCCAGGGUUGGUGCUGUGCAGCAACAAUCAUCAGAGCCCCGAGCCAUCCUAGCCUUCCUGGCUUCACGACUGCUGGAGUCGGUUGAUGCCACCAUGCACAAGCUUGAACAGUCCCGCCUGCUGUCCAUCCGACUGCAACUUCGUACCGAUACCUGGUCCUACUCUGUCGUCGACACUCUCUUUGACCACGUCCGCUCCCUCGCUGUUGAAUUUGCCCGUCAUGUGGCCGAUCACACCCUUCCCUUCUGGGUCCUCGAGGAGCGAUAUCGCGUCCUCGUCCAGCUGCUCUCGGCUGCUUCGUGCAUGUUCGAUCGCGCAAGUCCCUCGUAUGAUCAGUCACUUACGUCUUGGUUCAGCGACACCGCUUCCCAGAACUCAACCAUGGUCAACUACGACCGAUACGGCGCCAUCCAACUCCGCAGCACAGAGCUCAUGCUCCUCCAGGCUGUGCGCCCCGUGGAACACGCUCAACAGCCUGUUAGCCUGCUUCUUGCUUCAAGCGGCAUGGCAGCGUUCCAGAUUUUAUUGCAUUUCUUUCUACAGCGCCUUCGUCCCGGCGAUCAUGUACUCAUGCCUCCAUACGUCUACUUUGAGGCCUCUGAGCAGGUCAAGAGCAUCGCAUCCACUGGUCUCUUUCAUCUUUCUCAAGCCGAGGGCUUCGACUCUGCAAGCCUGAUCUCUACAGCCGAGGAACGUGACUCCCGCGUCGUCUUCCUUGAUCCUGUUGCUAACAUGGCCGGUUUGCCCAUCACUGAUGUCCGUGACUUUGCACACAAAGUAUCAAUUCGGCCUGGAUGGGAGAAGCGUAUUGUCGUUAUUGAUGGGACCAUGAUUUCGGGUGGUCUUCCGAUCUAUGAUUGGUUCGUUGGUCCACACGCUCCCCUGGUCCUGUAUUCGGAGAGCGCAAGCAAGUACCCUCAGUGGGGACUCGAUAUUCAAAUGGCAGGUUUCGUUGUUUUCCCCAGCGAAUUCGAUGAAGAGAUGCGAAGGAUCAGACGGAAUCUUGGUUCAGUCAUGUAUUCGCGCGGAGUUUCACUCUUCGCUCCAUUGGAUUUUACCCAUUACCAGUCCCGCUUGGCCAUGCUCACACAAAACUCGCAGACUUUGUGCAGCCAUCUUGUAAAAUCUCUGGCUAACGUAGCCACCGUGGACUUCCCCGUGGGCUGGUCUGAGCUAGGCUGGCGUCACGGAGGUUCCAUCAUCACCAUCGAGUUUCUCGAAAAAGGAUUAAAUAGUAAAGAGGGUCUUGAUGCUUGUAUUGAGCUUGUUAUUGCCACGGCAAAGGAGCAUUCGCUGCCCAUGACCAAAGGUGUUAGUUUCGGCUUUUCCACCUCCAGGAUUUCGGCGAGCUCUUCUAUGGCCGAGAAUACAGAUCCUUUCCUUCGUAUUUCUGUCGGUGUUGAGAAGGACGAUGUACCGCUGUUAGAGACUGUGGUAACGUCAGCUGUAUUGGCAUACGCCAAGGAGUUCAGCACAUAA
Plenodomus lingam JN3 is the source of this 2652-nucleotide messenger RNA. RefSeq lists its product as uncharacterized. The record is from RefSeq and is a predicted model, not a curated record. Lineage: Eukaryota; Fungi; Ascomycota; Dothideomycetes; Pleosporales; Leptosphaeriaceae. Gene Ontology annotation, molecular function: L-serine ammonia-lyase activity; threonine deaminase activity; pyridoxal phosphate binding. Gene Ontology annotation, biological process: L-serine catabolic process; transsulfuration; L-threonine catabolic process.